Messenger RNA from Maniola jurtina (meadow brown), 1784 nucleotides. Its product is annotated as S-adenosylmethionine mitochondrial carrier protein-like. Lineage: Eukaryota; Metazoa; Arthropoda; Insecta; Lepidoptera; Nymphalidae. Bases 298 to 1149 code for a protein of 283 amino acids. Gene Ontology annotation, molecular function: S-adenosyl-L-methionine transmembrane transporter activity. Gene Ontology annotation, cellular component: mitochondrial inner membrane. The record is from RefSeq and is a predicted model, not a curated record. The transcript has 6 exons.
AAAUGUCAUGUCAGUGUCAUUAUAAAAAUCGCGAGUGGCGGGUGUGCCAUAUUUUUUCAAAUUUUCGCGUAAAAAUUUAUAUUUUUCCUUUUAAUUUGUAUUUUAAUUCAAUUGAUUUGAUAUUUCUACUGUUGUUAUAUAUAAAAUAAGUUUGUAGGCGUUGAAUAAAUAUGUAAAUUGAAUUUCAUUGCGUAAUGAUGUAGGUUAGCUGAACAAGCAACACAAAACAACUUGUUCAAAUAAUAAAAUAUUGUAACAUUAUCUAGAGAUCUUAAUCUUUUUACAACAGCUUGUAAAAUGGAGAACCCAGGAAAGGUUAAGACUCCUGCGUCAUAUGUAUCACCAUUAUUCGCAGGUGCUACAGCGGGUCUAUCUGUGGAUGUGACCCUGUAUCCUCUAGACACGUUGAAGACUCGGCUGCAGAGCCAGCAGGGGUUCUAUAAAGCUGGCGGAUUCAGUGGAGUCUAUAGAGGUCUAUUGACAGUAGCCACAAGUUCUAUGCCCACUAGUGCAUUGUUCUUCGCGUCGUACGAAGCCACGAAGACUCUUUGCCAACCGCUGGUGUUGCCACAGUAUGCCCCACUGGUCCACAUGUUCGCGGCCAGCGUUGGGGAGACGAUCGCAUGCCUGAUUCGCGUUCCCACUGAGAUCGCGAAGCAAAGGAAACAGACAUACACCGGCACAGAGAAACGCAGCAGCAUUCGAAUAUUAUUACAUGCUUUCCGAACAGAAGGUCUUCGCAAGGGGGUCUACCGAGGCUUUCUAUCCACAGUCGUCAGAGACCUGCCUUUUAGCUUUAUAGAGUUGCCGAUAUGGGAGAUGUUGAAGACUGCUGUCAGAGAGAGAAACGACGGGAAAAUUACCAGUUUUCAGAGUGCACUAUGCGGCUCCAUAGCCGGCGGAUUUGCAGCCGCCGCCACCACUCCGCUAGACCUCGCGAAGACACGUAUAAUGUUGGCGGAAGACUACGCGGCGACCAGAAAACUCCGCAUAAGGCCGGUUCUAUCAGACAUCUACCUUCAGUCCGGCGUGAGAGGUCUGUUCGCGGGUGUAACGCCAAGGGCAACGGCUUUUAUGUUCGGGGGAUUCGUUUUCUUCGGCGUUUACGAUUAUUCUAAGUCACUUUACGACACAUACUUACAAAGAUAGCAUAGUCAUAACAUAACAGAUAGGCAUUUUGUUUCAUACGUUAAUUUAAUAGCGUUGAUAACGUUAACUGUUAGUAAUUGUUUUAGCGAUAAAACGUUAUAACGGCAUGUUAUUAUAUCAUAACGGACCGUUAUAACUUUACAUCGUUGUAGCGUAAGUAACAUUAUUUAUGCGUUAAACGCAUAUAAUGUUAGCUGAUAAUUACAAUCAUUCUAAAUCACUAUUGGACGCAUACUUCCAAAGAUAACAUAAUAGGUAGAUAUAUUUUUUUAUAGUUUGACUUUGUGCUGAUCUCAGCUUAGUUUAUAAACGAAAAUUUGACGCACUCAAAUGAUUUGACCUGGUCAAAUCACACGGCAGACAGAUGGACAUACAGACAACGAAGUGACCCUAUAAAGGUUCCCUUUUUUCUGGAGUUACAGAACCCUAAAAACACGCACCAUAAUCCUUUUUCCUUUUGAGGCAAGGAACCCUAAUUAUUUAUUAGAUAUAACCCUGAAAAGACGUGUGUGUCAUAAUCCUUUUUUCUUUAGAGGAUUAAUUAUCACAUAUUAAUCCUAAUUAUUCUUUGACCGCGUCAAAUGUUUCGUAAUAUCUUUAGCUACUUUAUUAUUACUUGCAUAGUGAUAUAUAAG